ACGGGAUCCAGCACAACACUGAUGGCUUCCUCAUCGUCACCAACCGUUAUCGCAGGGCGAGCAAAACAAACGCCACCAAGGGAAAUUCCCGCCUUAACCACUACUCAGCCAUCAUCGGGCGCUUCUGUGCCUCAUAAAAUCGACUAUUUAGAGAAAAGGGUGCAGGAAGAAGCCAAUUAUCAAGUGCAAUGGAGCAAGUGGAUGUCGGAUGGCCAGCAGAAAUCCUUCUACAAACAUGUUUUUGUGCUAUUGCUGUCGUGGCAUCCAGAAUGCGAUGAUAUGGAAGUUGACCUUGAGGUUCAACGAUUAAAGAGCGUUUUUGAAGACAUCUAUAACUAUAACGUCGAAAGCAUCCAGCUUGAUUGCAGAAAGGACGCAACACCUCAAGCUCAAGCCAACCUAGCAGUUGCAAACUUCGUACAUCUCAAUGAUAAGGAGGAUGCUCUCUUUGUCGUCUACUACGCAGGGCAUGGCUCUCCUGGAAAGGAGCGAGGCCUCUUAAAUAUGACAGGACGAAGGAGACAAAAGGGGAAAAGAUUGGCUCAGCAAUUUACCCAUAUCACUUGGAACCUCGUCGAGAACAACUUGAAGACUACUAGGGCAGAUGUUUUCCAGAUCUUUGAUUGCUGCCACUCCAGUGAUCUUGGUCGAGACUCUGCCCUCAAUUCGAGGUCUUUCGAAUAUCUAGCUGCUUCUACCACACCUUACACCCGAUCGCCUGGGAAAUCGUCAUUCACGUCGGCCCUGAUUUGGGCUCUUGAAAAGCUCGCUCACCAAUCCCCACGAGAAGAUUCGCAAUGGUCCCCAAUGUUCACAACAAGCAAACUUGCAAAGAAGAUCUCCGAAUGCCCUGAUUUCCCAGAAGAGCAAAACCCUUCACUCACCACCCGAGAUGUUGAAGCUUGGCAGCAUAUCAUUCUUGCUCCACUCCCCCGUGAAGGUGUCUCGGCGCUGACUCCCGCUCCAAAUAGCGAAGACGAGGACGGGAAUGAAGAUGAGGACGAGGAUGAAGAGGAAGAGGAGGAUAACAAACCUGUGCAACAGUUCCUAAGUCUCACAUUCCACUUCAAACACAAAGAGGAUGAGUCGGAACUCCUCAAAAAGCUAGCGGAUCACUUGAAGAAGUUCAUGAAGUUAGAACCAAGUCUUCACAAAGUCCAAUGGGGUGGGAUUUGGGGAGAGUUGAGGCCGCCUCCUGGUCAUAGGUGGCGUGAGGCCGUCCGUAAAGUCAUGUCCAAAUCGCCAGUCUCGAGAUUUCCUUCAAACUUGGUUCAAAGUGGCAGCUUGUCUCCGCAGACGGGUCACCUUCUUCCAUCUUCAUCGACUGAGAGCACACCUCUACUUUCCGACGCGUCUUCAGUUAAGUUCAAAGAAGAGCUUACCACCCGGAGCCUCUGGAGUCAUAUCUCUUCUUUCUUUCGAAACUUUAGGAAGCCAAACUUGGCAGAGCCUCAGGGACAACCAGCAAGCACGGUUUCGAACCCUGGCAGGCAAGAUUCUAGGAAAUGGACACGGCGCUUGGCGGACAAGCUACGAAAUCUAUUCUACCGCCCUUUGCCUCGGAUACAGAUUUCAUCAUAGAUUUUGGUUUCUCUGCAAUGAUUUUUGUAUUAGACGUUGAGGUCGUUGAUAAUAUGCACGUGGUUGCUUUUUCGUCCCGCAGUGCUUGUAUUAUAGGUGUUACCUUGAGAACUUAAUCCAUGCAUAUUGAGAUUGAUAGGUUUAAUCCGCUAAUGAGCAACUCUUCGCUUUGGGUCCAUGUGUAGAUAUCGUUGGGUAUCUUGCCUGCAGAAGUUCAGGUUGCGUCUUGAUAUUCAUAUGUGUCCACAAUUGAUACAUCUUACCUCA
Messenger RNA from Hyaloscypha bicolor E, 1848 nucleotides. RefSeq lists its product as uncharacterized. Gene Ontology annotation, biological process: proteolysis. The record is from RefSeq and is a predicted model, not a curated record. NCBI's taxonomy places the organism in Eukaryota, Fungi, Ascomycota, Leotiomycetes, Helotiales, Hyaloscyphaceae. The transcript is spliced from 4 exons. Gene Ontology annotation, molecular function: cysteine-type endopeptidase activity. Bases 22 to 1581 code for a protein of 519 amino acids.